AUGCCUCGCUCAUUCCUGGUCAAGAAGAUGAAACUACCCGACAUGGGAGACAAACCGCGUUGGGCUAUCGGAAACGGAGGUCCCGAUUCCCUCUCGGAAGGUGCAUUGGCUCCUCAACAGACACUUUUCGGAAACGGAUACUACUCGGAAUUGGAGAAGCUCGCAGACUACGCGUGCGCCUCCCCGAAGCUCUACGUUCCGCUGGACUAUCAGGUUCGUUCCAAGCCCGUACGAUCUUCGGAUAAAACGUAUCAUGAGCUGCAAUCUCCUCCGGACGCCACGGAAUACGUCGCUCAUCUCCACGAGGUCGAGAGGGAGUUUUUCGCCAAAGCACAAAAGACGUCCCAGAUUGAGGAGCCCGCAUUAUUGGAGAUUGAAGUUGUCAGCGAAGUACAAGAAGUCAAAUGCGAGGAAGAAGAGGAGGAAGAAGAACAGGAACAAGCCGUUGUGGUGCAGACUCGCCCCCGAAGACGGAAGAGACCCUGCUCAUCAGCGGCUUCCACCUCGGGAGACAGUGAGCGUUCCCUCAGCCCGGUGCACGGUCUUGGAAAAUAUGUCUGCGUCGAGUGUGGGAAGCAUUAUGCCACUUCGUCGAAUCUGUCUCGACAUAAGCAGACGCACCGCAGUCCCGACUCGCAGCUCGCGAAAAAGUGUCCGACCUGCGACAAGGUGUAUGUCUCGAUGCCGGCGUUGGCAAUGCAUCUCCUCACUCACAAACUAAGCCAUAAAUGCCAUACGUGCGGCAAAGCGUUCUCGCGUCCUUGGCUAUUGCAAGGCCAUAUGCGUUCGCAUACGGGUGAAAAACCGUUUUCGUGCGCGCACUGCGGUAAGGCGUUUGCCGAUCGCUCCAACUUGCGUGCACAUAUGCAGACGCAUUCCGGUGCUAAACAUUUCCAAUGUCCCCGGUGCUCGAAAAGCUUUGCCCUCAAAAGUUAUUUGAACAAGCACAUGGAGUCGGCGUGCCACUCAUCGAAGGAUGACGCUCAGCUGUUAGAAGAGGGCGAGGUGAUCCCACCACCAUCGACAUCGACACCAACAUCGAACAACAAGCACCAUAAGUAUUGA
This is a messenger RNA of Galendromus occidentalis (western predatory mite), 1065 nucleotides long. Its product is annotated as transcriptional repressor scratch 2-like. Bases 1 to 1065 code for a protein of 354 amino acids. The transcript has 5 exons. The record is from RefSeq and is a predicted model, not a curated record. Lineage: Eukaryota; Metazoa; Arthropoda; Arachnida; Mesostigmata; Phytoseiidae. Gene Ontology annotation, molecular function: RNA polymerase II cis-regulatory region sequence-specific DNA binding; DNA-binding transcription factor activity, RNA polymerase II-specific. Gene Ontology annotation, biological process: regulation of transcription by RNA polymerase II.